AUGAGUCAAUCCAUGGGAUUUAGCUGGGGUUUCAAACCUGCGAGUGAAAACUGCGGGUCCAACACUACUUCUGCAUGUAAAAUCACGAAACCGCGGGUGAAACGGCGGUUCACAAGCGACGAAACCGUUCAAACUAGCGCAACGACUGUUCCCGUUACUCAUCGUCCAACAAGGACCAUGGCGAAGCGGAAAACAGCUGUUUCUGGAAUCCAAGGCCAACCUUUGCCUCUGGCUAGAGCUGUGGAGCUCAUGGACCGGAGCUUGCUGCAAUCUACGCUUCUGGAACUGGUAAAAUUGCAUCCCGAAAUCCAGAGCACUUUCAUGGCUCUGCAACCACCUUCACGCACGGUAGACCAGUACGAAACGAUCUUGCGAGCCAAGCUCGAACAGGUUUACCGCAAUCUGCCCUAUUCGAGACUGCGAGAUUCAUCAUUAAACGAGGAAAAUGAGGGACUCAGCGAUUACGCUUUUGUGAGGGUCAAGUCUCACGUAUUGGAGUUUCUCAACUGUCUGGUGGACUGUGUGCUGGAAAGCAUACCACCACAAAGCCAAUCUGCAUUGCAUUCUCUCAGAGUUCUAGACGCCGCCACAAAACUGCUUGGCCAGGUACCUCGGUUCGCCACUGCCAGUAACAACUACUACAAAAACAUUUGCUACGAACAAAUGGCCGAAAUUUGGUGCACCGUAAUACGUCAAGUGACUGAGGACCUUUCUUUCAUUGCAUCCGCAUCCGGGGUCGAGGAAUGGCUACAGAUACUGGGGAAUCAUAACGACCAAUCGCAUGGUCGACUUCAUAAACCCCUUCAACUUCUUCAGGCCCUUCAGAACCCAUUAGAUCCUUCUCAAACACAGUCGUCAUCAUCUUUUUCUCAAGACCAGCAACCAUCCAACCUAUGGAAUAAUUUGGUGUGA
Lachancea lanzarotensis is the source of this 912-nucleotide messenger RNA. RefSeq names its product LALA0S01e14774g1_1 (gene STS1). The transcript has a single exon. Gene Ontology annotation, cellular component: nucleus. The record is from RefSeq and is a predicted model, not a curated record. Lineage: Eukaryota; Fungi; Ascomycota; Saccharomycetes; Saccharomycetales; Saccharomycetaceae. Gene Ontology annotation, biological process: nuclear protein quality control by the ubiquitin-proteasome system; proteasome localization. Bases 1 to 912 code for a protein of 303 amino acids.